This is a messenger RNA of Bursaphelenchus okinawaensis, 2189 nucleotides long. The record is from the annotation of a GenBank genome assembly. Lineage: Eukaryota; Metazoa; Nematoda; Chromadorea; Rhabditida; Aphelenchoididae.
AUGGCUCGACGAUCUAGUAAGUAAAAGUACAGUUAGGUAGUUGCAGAAUGUAACUUAUGCCAGAUUUUCGCAUAAUUUACUACCUUUACAUUACAAUGUUAGACUUUAUCUUAAAGACUUUAACCUUACCCAUUGAGAACUAAAAAUAAACAAAAGGUAACUUCAGAUUGCUCGAGAUGUUUUGGUUUCUGUCAAAAGAACCUCCUCCUGACAUUGACCAUAAACUCAGUCAUUAUUGGCCUGGCUUUAGGCUUCGUACUGAGAGGAAUGAGCUUGUCGGCCGAGACUAUUCAAAUAAUCAAUUUCCCGGGUGAAAUCUUCUUACAGGUCCUCAAACUCAUGAUAUUGCCAUUGAUAUUCUCGUCUUUGAUCUCUGCCUUGGCCCAACUCGACGCCCGAUCUGCUGGCCAAAUGGGAAUGAUUACUGUAGGCUACUACUUGCUUACAGUAAUCCUUUCAACCAUAGUAAGUUGAGUUAUCUUAAUGAUAAGCAUGAUCAGACUGGAAUUAUUUUAGUACUGACGAUCCACCCAGGACAUCCUGAGAUCAACGCUAGUAACAAAGCGGUAGAUGCGAGCGAACAUCACGCUGUGUCUCCUCUAGAUACCUUUCUGGAUGUGGUGCGGAACAUGUUCCCAGAAAAUGUGAUUCAAGCCACCUUCCAAAGAGUUCAGACAAGUUAUUACGAACACAAACCCAAGUCAUUGAGGGCUAACAUGACUAGUGCUAUCAUCAAGAAGAAGAUCGAAUAUGCUGAAGGCAUGAACAUUCUAGGUAAGACCAUUAAAUUAUAAACAUAAGGUUAGACUACAACAUUAUACAUAACAACACUAUGAAAAGCAAAGCAAAGUUAUCAACCUUAGUUCAACAUUAUAAAACCCCCUUUAGGUAUCAUAAUGUUCUGUUCCGGCUUCGGCAUCAUAAUUUCUCAAUUCGGACAAAAAGCCAGAAUCAUAAUAGACUUCUUCAUCAUCCUGGAAGCUGUCAUCAUGAAACUAGUAGAUGUAUUCAUGUGGCUGGCUCCAUUAGGUAUCGUUUGCUUAAUCGCCGGCAAUAUUCUGGAACUUGACGAUCUGUCAGAUACUGCUCAAUUGUUGCUCAUGUACGUUAUUACGGUGAUCGGAGGCCUCACCAUACAUACCAUACUCACUAUGCCGUUACUGUACUUCAUACUGACAAGGAAGAAUCCCCUUACAAUUUGCAAUGGUAUGAUACAGGCCUUGGUUACAGCUUUUGGAACAGCAUCAGGGUUGGUUAAUAAGUUAUUGUUACAAUGUUACUUUUUACACCGUAGAUAUAGUUUUAACUUUCCAAUAAAAUAUUCUCGCGAUAAACAGCUUAAAAUACUUAAAUUACAGAGGAGCAGCACUGCCAGUUUCCAUGCAAUGUAUGGAAGACAACCUCAAGAUAGACCGUCGUAUUUCUCGAUUCGUAUUACCUUUAGGAUCUACUAUUAACAUGGUAUGUUAAGCAAGCUAUAUAUAAAGGUAUUUCAAGGAUGGCAACGCAUUAUACGAAGCUGUGGCAGUAAUAUUCAUCGCUCAACUGAAUGGUGUAGAACUGUCAUUAGCCGAAGUCAUUACUGUCAGGUAAAACCCCUUUUAGGAAUACAACAUUUAAAACACAAUUUCAGCCUGAUCUCAACCAUAGCUUCUCUCGGUUUGAAUUCAGUACCAGCUGGACUAGUUAGUAUCUUAAUCAUCUUGAAAACAGUCGACUUACCUACAAAAGAUGUCUCCUUGCUCAUCACAGUCGACUGGUUAAUGUAAGAAAGCUUGUGGCUGUACUAUAAUCAUCAUUUAGUGACAGAAUUAGGACAUUAAUCAACGUUCUUGGAGACGCGUUCACAGCUGGAAUAGUAUCACAUUACCUACAAAAAGAGCUAGACAAAGCAGAUGAACUCAACGAAUUCCAUCAACAACUAACACAAGAAGCCCGUAAGGCCACACUAAAUCAUGAAAUCUUAACAGUCAAAGAUAGCACAUAAUACAUAAAAUCAGCAUAUUGUUUUAGUUCUCUUAAAAUCAGCAGCAAACAGUCGUCGAGGAUCCCUCAGAUUCAACGACAGUCCGUUUCUGUCCAACAAAAACAGUCGCAGACCAUCAAUCGACGUUAUGAACUGGAAGGAACAGGCUAUUCUAAACAAGUUGACGUCCCAAAUCGCACUACCUCAGGUUAAACAUGUGUAA